Alternaria arborescens is the source of this 1485-nucleotide messenger RNA. RefSeq lists its product as hypothetical. The transcript is spliced from 4 exons. Lineage: Eukaryota; Fungi; Ascomycota; Dothideomycetes; Pleosporales; Pleosporaceae. Gene Ontology annotation, biological process: zinc ion transmembrane transport. Gene Ontology annotation, molecular function: zinc ion transmembrane transporter activity. Bases 1 to 1485 code for a protein of 494 amino acids. The record is from RefSeq and is a predicted model, not a curated record. Gene Ontology annotation, cellular component: membrane.
AUGGUUCUCGAUAAUGACACGCGUGGGUGGAUAAUGACCGCGGUCAGCGGCAUAGCAUGCACAUUUGGAGCUUCGAUAAUAUGCGUCGACCUCAUCGUACGAUAUUUCCCCGGCAAGAAGAAUUUCAAGAUUGAAGAAAGUAAUGCAUUCUUGUCGACGGGACUGAGUCUGUCCUUUGGUGUCAUGAUAUUCUCGUCAUUAUAUAGCAUGCUUCCCUCGGCAAAAGACUAUUUGAAGAAGGGAGGCAUGUCACCACGAAAUGCGAUAUUAACAUUAAUCGGUUGCUUCCUGAUUGGUGCUCUUGGCAUCUCAGUUCUUUCCGGAAUACUGCACCAGUAUAUUCCACACUCCGUCGUGGACUGCGACGACAAGCAUGGUGACGAAGAGCAAGGGAAUGGUCAUGAUCACCACUCGCAUUCUCAUCCACCAAUGCAGGAGCAACAGCCCAGUCUUCCGCAAGCCCAUAGACAUGACGAGCAACCCUCAUACGGAACUAACAGCGAUAACUCGAAAGCCGCUCUAUCCCGGAGACCAUCGUUGCACAAGUCGCUGUCAUCCAAAGUAUCUCAACUAGUCAUUGGUGCCGAGAAACCAUGUGACGAUACGGAUAGUGGACAAUGUUAUGGCGACCUGUGUGAAGUUCGGCCUGCACGCUUGCAAUCGAGAAAGUCCUUGGGAAGCUUGACAACUGCACGGCCGUCAGGAAUGAGCAGGAGCCAAACAUCACAAGGACCGCAUGAACGUCGAGCAAUUUUGGAAGAUGUUGACGAAACAACACCCUUGGUACCAGCACGGUCUGGGCCAGCUACAAUGGAAAGCUCCUUUGCAAGUCUGCCGCCUUCUAAUGGUCACGCAACAUCCAGUCUGACACAUGAAAUUCAACCACUACAAAAACACAGCCGCUCAUCCUCCACUACCUCAUCACACACUGAUCACCAUCAUCAUCACGACCACGACGAGCAUGACGAGGCGCAACAACAUCAUCACCACGUCCCAACGAACGCUUUCCUCUCUCUCGGUCUGCAAACAAGCACAGCAAUUGCUCUGCACAAGAUUCCAGAAGGCUUCAUCACAUACGCUACAAACCACGCCAACCCGACAUUGGGCUUCUCCAUUUUCCUCGCAUUGUUUAUCCAUAACAUCACCGAAGGAUUUGCGCUAGCACUACCUCUCUACCUGGCGAUCGGCUCGCGCUGGAAAGCGAUGCUGAUCUCGGCUGUCCUGGGAGGCGUCAGUCAGCCGCUAGGCGCAGGUGUAGCAGCAAUAUGGUUCAAGAUUCAAGGCAGAGGCCGACAGGAUGGUACAGAUGAGGGAAUGGACACUAUCUAUGGAUGCAUGUUUGCUGUCACGGCAGGUAUCAUGGCUAUGGUAUCACUGCAACUCUUGGGAGAGAGUCUAGAUAUGACAAAUUCUCGGCGUCUAUGCUUUGUUUCUGCAUUUGCGGGUAUGGGAAUCUUGGGACUGAGCAGUGCACUCACGGCGUAG